AAAUGAGUAAAUGACUUCUGUGUACGUUGCUGAACAACCUUUUCGGACAAGAAUUUCUAAAACAACACUGUUUUUGUAGGUGCCAACAAAUUCAGAAUUUGUAUGAAAAACUGCAGAUAUACAACUAACCUGUGAUUUAUAGCGGUCAUUUUGAAGACGAUGGUUAUCAAGCUUUUCUAAUAACCUUAAAGUGUAUUAAGCGUCUACUGACAGAACAUUACGUCGUCAUGGCGGAAAAGGAGGAUGAAGAAAGAACUGUACGUCAAAGUGAGAGACUGAUGAACGACCAAGUACAGGACAGUGCUGGAGGAUACGUGUGGAAAGUUGAUGAUUUCAACAGACUACGUAGGUUUCUAUGUUUGGGAGCGGAAGGAGGGUCAUACUACGUUGGGGAAAAAGAACUUGGCAAGGAGAAUGCACAAUGUAUUGAUCGGCUUAUAGAUAGUGGUAAAGGUGAGGAGGUCGUGAAAGAAAUCGUAACUUUUAGUGUUGAGGGCAGAACAGCGAAACAAAAUCCUGUGAUUUUCGCUUUAGCGAUGUGUGCAAGAAGCAACGAUAUUAAAACAAAGCAGGCGGCAUACAGUGCACUUUCUGAUGUUUGCCGCAUCCCCACACACCUGUUUAUGUUUGUGGAGCUAGCUGAGAAGCUGAGUCAGCUUACCCGUGGUACUGGAUGGGGGCGUGCUCAGCGGAGAGCAAUACGGAAAUGGUAUACUGAGAAAGACGCAUUAAAACUCGCCUUAUUAGUUACAAAGUACAAGCAAAGAAAUGGUUGGUCUCAUAGGGACUUGUUACGAUUGGCACAUAUCAAACCAGAGAAUGAUGAGAGUAUGUAUGCCCUACACUUAUCAACUCUUGAAUUUGUUACUACGACGUUGCAGAUAUGGAAAGCUCUACUGCAAGAGAUGCCUAUGACAGCGUUAUUGCGAAACCUCGGUAGAAUGACGUCUAUAGGAGUACUUAACGAACCCAGCGAUUUGAAUCUAGUUAUUGAAAAGUUGUCGAAUGAUGAGUUAUUGCACAAGUCUCGUAUUCACCCGUUCAAUGUAUUAUUAGCGCUGAGAACAUAUCUGCUGGGACGUGGGGAUAAAGGCAAGUUGACUUGGCUACCAAAGCCUGAUAUCGGCAACGUUCUAGAGCAAGCAUUCUAUAAAUCAUUUAAGAAUGUAGAAGCAACUGGUAAGCGUUAUUUGUUGGCCAUGGAUGUCAGUGGAUCUAUGUCUUACGGCAACGUGAAUGGUGCCAAAUCUAUCACGCCAGCUAUUGCGUCAGCCGCCAUGUUAAUGGUGACUGCUAAAACCGAAAAAGAUUGUCAUAUUUUGGCAUUCUCUGAUAAAUUGAUACCUGUGAAUAUCAGCGCUGAUUCCAAUUUAAAUGAUGUUUGCCAGCAGUUAUCCCAGAUUCAAAUGGGUGCUACUGACUGUGCUCAACCCAUGCUAUGGGCAAGAGAGACCAAGACACCAGUUGAUGUCUUUAUUAUCUAUACAGACAGUGAAACCUGGAUAGGUCCUGUACAUCCAGCACAGGCUUUACUGCAGUACCGCAAGGAUAUGUCACUCGAUUCCAAGCUAAUUGUAUGUGCAAUGGCGUCUAACGGCUUCACUAUAGCUGAUCCCAUGGAUGCGGGAAUGCUGGAUAUAGCUGGAUUCGACUCCGAAGCUCCAAAUGUUAUGCAGAAUUUUGCUCUUGGAUAUAUCUAGGAUAUAUCUCGUACAACUUUGGGAUAAUAUUUCCAUUCGAUCAGCAAUUAUUGGGAAGUCUUGAGCUUUUGCUGAAAUUGACAUUUGACCAUAUUUAACUAUACAUGUUUUUGUAUAGUAUGUCCUUUUUUUAAACCUAAACUACAGCGAAAUGUCACACCAUGACAUACUCACUUGUAUGGAUGAAGUACCCUUUGAAUGCCAAAAUUAUUUUCAUGUAACAUACACAUUGCCUAUUGGCUAUUGAUUGAAAUUGGAAUGCGGUUUAUUAUGUGAGAGGUGAAUUAAAGUUGACAUUGGCACUCAAAGGGUUAAAGCGCGGUGGUCGUCGCGCAGUGCGUAUUCAAAUUUCAUGUAAAUAAACAAUGUAUUUUACACGCGUUGUAUACGCCCUAUGAGUCCCAUAUCAAACAGAGCGCGGCACGGUGACUGCCGCCCUUUAAGCAGUAAUACCUCUUUUUAGCUAGCUAGAUUAGCAGGCUAAUCUGUAAUUUCGCUAAUUCAAGAUGUUGCUAAUUAAAAAUAAAGUAAAUU
This is a messenger RNA of Saccoglossus kowalevskii, 2234 nucleotides long. RefSeq names its product RNA-binding protein RO60-like. Lineage: Eukaryota; Metazoa; Hemichordata; Enteropneusta; Harrimaniidae. Gene Ontology annotation, cellular component: ribonucleoprotein complex. The record is from RefSeq and is a predicted model, not a curated record. Gene Ontology annotation, molecular function: RNA binding.